Messenger RNA from Anolis carolinensis (green anole), 1603 nucleotides. It is a transcript of the gene pacrgl, whose product is annotated as parkin coregulated like. Bases 150 to 911 code for a protein of 253 amino acids. The record is from RefSeq and is a predicted model, not a curated record. The transcript is spliced from 9 exons. Lineage: Eukaryota; Metazoa; Chordata; Lepidosauria; Squamata; Anolidae.
AGAACUUUGGCCACGUCGCCCGCCGUAGCUUCCUUAGCAACGGAGAGGGAGCGAGCUAGGUAGAAAUGCGCGCACUUCCUCCGACGCUGGAGCGGGUUUUCUUCGCCCUCACCGCCUCUUUCUCCUGUGGAAACCGGUGAUUAUACAUAAUGUCUCAGGGAGGCAUGCAGCAAGCAAAGAAAUGUGAAGGUCUACGUUUCAGACAUGGAGGGCCCGGAAACACUGGUAAACAAAUGUCUUCAGGGUCUCUAAUGAAGGAAAAGGCUGUGACACAAAAAGGAAAGACACUAUCUAUGUCAUCUACUCCAGAUUCUACAAUUAAACCACAGCCCAGACCUAGUGACAGACUUAAUCCCAAAACAAUUGAUCCAUUUAGUGCUCAGUCAAGAACUCCUUCUGCUUUUGCUGCCAUUUACUCUAAAGGGGGAAUUCCUUGCAGGUUAAUUCAUGGCUCUGUAAAACACAAAUUGCAGUGGGACUGUCUGCCUGAAACACUCCCAUUUGACCCCCUUCUUAUAACUUUUGCAGAGGGGCUGAGAGAAACGAGGCAUCCACAUACAUUUGUUUCUAAAGAGGGUUUUAAAGAAUUGCUCUUGGUGGAAGGUGCUGCCCAGAAGGCCAUUCCAUUGCUGCCUCGGCUUGUUCCAGUGUUAAAAGCUGCUUUGGCCCAUUCAAACGAUGAAGUAUUUGAAAGAGGACUGGAUGCUUUGGUACAACUUAGUGCUGUUGUUGGACCAGCACUUAAUGACCAUUUGAAACAUGUUCUUUCAUGUCUUUCAAAGAGACACAUGAGCAAGAAGUUCAAGGAUCAAACUACAGAUGCUUUACAAAAGCUGGAACAAUAUGGUGGGAAGGAAAGUUUGACUAUUAUAAAAUCUAAAAUUCCAACAUAUUGUUCAAUUUCCUCCUGAAGAAAGACAUGAUGAAGAACCUUUUGGAACUAUUUGCUGUGACUUAACUUUCCAUAGUCUAUGUGUUUCUGUAUUUCUCAGGGAAAGUAGAAAUUAAUGUUUUACAAUUAAGAUGAAUGUUAAGAAGUAAUGUCUGAGACAUAUAAUUAUGAGAAACAUCAUAUAUGGCAUUUUCUUUGUUCUAGCACUUUUAUGGAAUGAUAAAUCAGUUUGUCUUUUCCAUUAAUAAUAGUUAUCCAUAUUUGUCUAAAGGUAGCCAUAAAGAAAAUACAAAAGGUUAUAUGUCGUAUUUUACGUGUAGAGUAAAUUUAAUAAAUAUGAUAUUUGAAAUGAAGGGCAAGGUCCUGUACCAAGGUAAGCACAAUUGAAUUCCCUUUCCUGGGAAAGCAUUAAGUAUAUUCUAAAAUCAAGAUUGGGAAGUACUUUACUUUGCUUGAUUGUGCCACGUUUAACUUAUUUUUAAAUAAGAACUAAUUACUUACUCAGAGGGAGAUUUAUUUUUAUACUGUUAAGUUACAGAAAGGUUUUUUUUUAUUGCCCAGGAUAGAAAAAAUGUGUAAAGGUUAUUUCAUUGUAACUGAAAUAGUUAACAUGCUAUGAGUACUCUUGUGUUAAAAAUGUUGAGAUUUUGAGUAUUUAAAUGUAUUUAAAAUGUUCAACAUCUACUUGAAGUAUUAAACUUUUAUAAUAAA